Messenger RNA from Microplitis demolitor, 807 nucleotides. Its product is annotated as protein D2. Lineage: Eukaryota; Metazoa; Arthropoda; Insecta; Hymenoptera; Braconidae. The record is from RefSeq and is a predicted model, not a curated record. The coding region runs from base 94 to 690 and encodes 198 amino acids. The transcript has 4 exons.
UAAACAGAGUUUGUGAAAGACUAUCUAGAAUAUAUAAUAUAACACCAUAUUCAUUCAGUCGACGAUUUUCAUAGUCGCUGGUUAAGCUGCAACAUGAAAUAUUUAACAAUUAUCCUGGUUGGGAUCAUCGGAGCUGUGAAUGCAAAUAUUAAGUCAGCAUUUCUUGAUGCUAAAAUUGUUCCUGAUAUUAUAAUUAAUCCACCUACUGAAGAAAUUGAAGUAACAUACGGGUCAAAAAAAGUAAAUGCAGGUAAUGAAUUGACACCAACAGAUACUAGAAAUAUACCUGAAGUUCAUUACAAACAUGAAGGUGGUGUUUUAUAUACAUUAGUAUUAACAGAUCCCGAUAUACCAGUAAGAGGUUACAAUCGCGAAUGGCAACACUGGUUAGUAGGAAACAUUCCUGAAGACAAAGUCGCUAAAGGCGAAGUUUUAACAGAAUACGUCGGUCCAGCGCCGCCAUUAAAGACCGGCAAACAUCGUUACGUUUUCCUGCUCUACAAACAGAACCAAGGAGCGAUAACCUUCGAUGAACGUCGUAUCGGCAAUCGCGACAAAAGACGUAAUCGAUUUUCAAUUAAAAAAUUCGCCGAUAAAUAUAAUCUCGAGGGUCCCAUUGCCGGUAAUUACUUCAUUGCUCAGUACGACGACAUCGUUCCGGUUAUUCACAAGCAAUUGGGCAACUAUUAACCUCAAAAAUUUUAAUUAACCUUAAAAUUAAGAAAUUAAUAAUAUUUUCAUUACUACAAUUACUAUUAUUAUGAUAAAGGUACACAUGAUAAAUAAUAAAAUUUUUUUUUAAAUGAA